CAGGAAACAUACGUUUGUUGAGCCAAAAUGGCGUCCGUGAUCCUUCAGUCUGGAGUGGGUUAGCGUGAAACCUGUCCGAAUAAACCUCAAAUGACACGGUUCGGCUCUUAUUAGACGGAUUAAUUCUUUUUUAUCAUUGAGAAGAAUCCAUCUAAACUUGUGAGGACACGUUUAGAUGCUGUGAGGAGGAGAUGGCUGGACGUGGAGUCGAGUGUUUGUGGAAACGUCACGUUGUGGAUCAGCUGAAACAGAGAGACAGAGUUCAGCGUCAGGCCUUCGAGGAGAUCAUACAUCAGUAUAACCGGUUGUUGGAGAGGUCUGAUCUGCAGGUUGUUUUUUCUGAACGUCUCCAGACCGACAAGUAUGAGCAUCAAAACAGACACGACCUGAGUCCGGGCACUGACGGCGGCCGCAGUGACUCCUUGCAGCAGGAAAUGGCUCAGAUGAGAAUCAAACAUCAAGAGGAGCUGACGGAGCUGCACAAGAAGCGAGGAGAGUUGGCUCAGAAUGUGAUCGAACUGAACAACCAGAUUCAGCAGAAAGACAAAGAGAUCCAGAGUAAUGAAGCCAAGAUGUUGGAGUACCAGCAGCAGAUCUCCCGUCUGGAAGGGGAGUGCCGUGACCUUCGGAACAGUCUGGCCGAUUUGGAACGAGCCAAUCAGACGCUGCGAGACGAGUACGAUGCCCUGCAGAUCACGUUCGGCGCUCUGGAGGAGAAACUGCGGAAAACCACGGAGGACAAUCAGGAGCUGGUGACGCGCUGGAUGGCGGAGAAAGCCCAGGAGGCCAACAGACUCAACGCUGAGAACGAGAAGGACACCAGGCGCAGACAGGCGAAGCUUCAGAAGGAAUUGGCGGACGCAGCGAAGGAACCUCUUCCCAUAGACCCAGAUGAUGACAUUGAAGUUCUCACAGAGGAUGCUGGGAAGGGAACGGGUGAAACGUCACCGAGCAGACCGCUCAGCCGCACAUCCAGUAGACGAGUGUCUCAGCCUCCUGCUCCUCCUCCUCCUGGCGGACUGCUGGACUCCAUCUCUAAUAUGUUUGGCUUGUCUGAUUCUGUCCAACCUGGUUUCGUCCCGUCUGACUCCAGAAGACGUCGUUCGGUGAAUUCCUUCAGCACGUCUCCUGAAGCCGCAGAAGUGCCGUCGGCGUGCGCUGAUGUCAGAGUUCCCUCCACUGCGCUGCACAUCUUCGACGCCCAUGAUGGAGAAGUGAACGCCGUGAGGUUUAGUCCCGGUUCCCGUCUGCUUGCCACGGGAGGAAUGGACCGCAGGGUGAAGCUCUGGGAGGUCGUAUCUGGGCGAUGUGAACCCAAAGGGGCGCUGACGGGCAGUAACGCUGGAAUCACCAGUAUAGAGUUUGAUAGUGCGGGAUCGUAUCUACUGGCCGCCUCUAAUGAUUUUGCGAGCAGAAUCUGGACUGUCGACGACUACAGACUGCGGCACACACUCACAGGUCACAGUGGGAAGGUUUUAUCUGCUCGCUUUCUCCUCGACAACGCUCGAAUCGUCUCCGGCAGCUACGAUCGAACGCUCAAGCUCUGGGAUCUACGCAGCAAAGUCUGCAUGAAGACAGUGUUUGCUGGUUCUAGCUGUAAUGACAUCGUCUGCACGGAGCAGUGUGUGAUGAGCGGACACUUCGAUAAGAAAGUUCGUUUCUGGGACAUCAGAGCAGAGACUAUCGUGAAUGAGUUGGAGUUGCUGGGACGCGUAACAUCUUUGGACCUCAAUCAAGACCGGACCGAGCUCCUGACCUGCUCUCGUGAUGACCUGGUGAAAAUAAUCGAUCUGCGCAGUAAUGCAGUUCGGCAGACGUUCAAUGCUCAAGGAUUCAAGUGCGGUUCAGACUUCACCAGGGUCACAUUCAGUCCUGAUGGAAGUUAUGUGGCGGCCGGUUCUGCAGACGGUGUUCUGUACAUUUGGAACGUUCUAACAGGGAAACUAGACAAAACUCUUGAUAAGGGUCACAGUUCUGCCAUAAAUUCGGUGUCCUGGUCUCCGUCGGGCGCGUACGUGGCCAGCGUUGAGAAAGGCAGCAAGGCCGUGCUUUGGUCUGACAUGUGAUCAGCCUCCGCAGCGAUUGGUUGAAACGGACUGUAAAGACAGAAAGAAAGUGAGCCCACCCUCACGUCCCACUGGCCUCUUGAACUACCUUUCCCACAAUGCCAUCUGUUUGGCUACCUGCGUGCAUGCGUGCUGCCUGCCUGUAUGAUCGGGCAGCACCGUACACGUAUUAUACAUAAAUAUAUUUAUAUCAGCUUUCAUGUACUGUCGGUUGUCUCACACACACAGUAGAUGUGGGACAGUGAAGAUUAUGCGAAUUACUCUCAUUGUCCUACACGACUCUUACUGCUUAUUUUAACACUGCUUUAAAUUAGUGUGUUUGUGUGCAUUUAUGCUUUGCCUUAUGCAGAUACAGGCCAUUAAGCUGUGUGAGUGCGAGUGUGUGUGUGUGUGUGUGUGUGUGUGUGUGUGUGUGUGUGUGUGUGUGAUAAUGCUGUUUACUGCAGCAGUUCCAGUUGAGCUCAGUGGAUGGCACUGUUCACAAAACAAUUAUCCUAGGAAAUCCUGCAUCUCCCCUUUACAAACUGGAAUAAAAUACAUGCAUUGAACAGGAACCCAAUUUUCUUUAGGAUGAAUUUCUGUUUAUAUGAUUAAUUGCAUUGACAUUUUUUUACUUCUAAGCACAUUUAACCCCCAUGUACUUAUUUUCAUUAUGGUAUUGCGUUAAAAAGGCCAUUGUCAUGAAUGAAAAAUUAAUUUUCAUACUGUAAUACAGUAAGGAUCCUGAUGUCCACUAAGAGAAUUUAUUUAUUAGAAUCUGCAUUAACUGAAGCCAGUACAACUGCUGUUAUUAUACAAUAUAUUAUGAUAAAUAUAUUUUAAAUACUUUUUUUUUUUUUUUUGUGCUGUCAAAUGAUUAAUCAUGAUUAAUCGCAUCCAAAAUAAAAGUUUGUGUAUACAUA
Molecule: messenger RNA, 2968 nt
Organism: Megalobrama amblycephala (Wuchang bream)
Lineage: Eukaryota; Metazoa; Chordata; Actinopteri; Cypriniformes; Xenocyprididae
Gene: atg16l1
Product: ATG16 autophagy related 16-like 1 (S. cerevisiae)
Exons: 20
Coding region: 192-2066 (624 amino acids)
Biological process (GO): autophagosome assembly; negative stranded viral RNA replication
Cellular component (GO): autophagosome membrane
Molecular function (GO): protein binding
Source: RefSeq, a predicted model, not a curated record